UGCUCCCCAAGACAAGCCCAAAUCUGGGACCAUAAACAAACCGCACCCGAGCGGCCCAAAUCGGGAUCUGACGGCAAUUCCCCAAUUCGAUUCCAUCCCAUGGGUUGGCGUUGGCACGACGACGACGGUGACAGCGGCCGGGGCCUCGGCGGUGUCCCUGACCUCGCUGGUGGCGGGGGCGAUGGGGCGCAGUGCGCCACGCGACGGGUGGUGCAGUCCCGCUGCCACACGGAGGAAGUCGAGCCCGGCCGAUUUGUCCGCAAGUGCGAGAAGACGGAGCAGCUCCUCCGCGACUGCGUCGGCAGGCCCUCUGAACUGGUGGAAUCCAAAACUGAAAACACUGAAGAAGAUGUCACAGAAGAAAUGAAGAGCGGUUCACUUUCUCUUGGGUUUCCAAGAAACGAGCCCUUCGCAUUCCCUGGACUCCGCAGUGACAUGGAAGCCCUUGAGAAAGACUUCUUUGGGAGCCUAGGGAACGUCCUGGAUGAAGCUGAGCGGAUGGCCAACAGCUUCGUCAGAUCUUUUGGUUUUCCACCUGCUCAUGACAGCGGAUCAAGUCCAUUUCGAAGACAGCCUGCAGACAGGCAUAUUGAGGAAGAUACCGCAAAGAAUAAGACUGAGAGCGACUACUCAGAAUUCAGGAGCAAGAUUUCAGAUGUGUAAGCAGCUGUAGAGCUGCAGUUAUCUGGCCUGUGUCCACAGAGCUGAAACCUGAGAAGUGAGAGCUUUGCAAUCUCACGGUCCUUAUAUGUUUCUCUUUGGAACAAAAUAGGUACUUGCGGCCUGCAGGUGCUGUUUAGCCUCGCUUAGUAUGGUAAUCGUAAUGGUAGAUGAAGUGAUUUGCCUGUCAGAGGUGAGGAGUAUUAUCUGUUAUGUUCGGUUUUGCAGGGCCAUUUUGUACAGUACUUUUUGCAGACCCAGCAUUUGAAAUGUUUGCAUUCUUGCGCACAGGC
This is a messenger RNA of Zea mays, 953 nucleotides long. RefSeq lists its product as uncharacterized. Lineage: Eukaryota; Viridiplantae; Streptophyta; Magnoliopsida; Poales; Poaceae. The transcript is spliced from 2 exons. The record is from RefSeq and is marked validated. Bases 100 to 663 code for a protein of 187 amino acids.